UUGUGACAGUAGUAGGAGGAAGUACAGUGAGGUCUGUGUGAUGAGGAGGCCGUGGUGAGGAGCAGGAGCAGGAGACAGUGAAGGUGGAGAACCAGGCCACUGACGGUUCAUACUCGGCGAGCUGCGGGGCUCACUCUCUCUUCGGCCCGGCGGCUGACAGUGACGCUCGUGUGGCUGUGGACGAGGUCAACUCCGAGCUGGACCACUCUCCCACCAGCGGGGACAGAAGAGGAGCAGAGCGGACACGAGUGGAAUGAAAGCGGAAUAAUAAGCGAAGGAGGAUAGCUCUUAAGAAAGACGAGAGAGAGAGGGGGAGCGACAUCGCUAACGGAGCCAGCCAGACGACCCGCUAGCUCGGCUACAGGGAGGCAACCAGAGGAGGAGGUGGAAUCACCGGGAGAAGAAGUAACCCAGAGAGGAGCGCUAUCACCGUCCACACUCGGCAGGCAUGGCAGACGCAGACCUGGACUUCCAGACCGGUGAUGCCGGGGCAUCCGCCACCUACCCCAUGCAGUGUUCGGCCCUGCGCAAAAAUGGCUUUGUUGUGCUGAAAAACCGACCCUGCAAGAUCGUUGAGAUGUCCACCUCCAAGACCGGCAAGCACGGCCACGCCAAGGUGCACAUGGUUGGUAUCGACAUCUUCACUGGUAAGAAGUAUGAGGAUAUUUGUCCCUCCACCCACAACAUGGACGUCCCCAACAUCAAGAGAAUGGAUUACCAGCUUAUUGGGAUCCAAGAGGGCUACCUGUCUCUGCUCCAGGACAGCGGGGAGGUGAGAGAGGACCUGAAGAUCCCUGAGGGAGACCUGGGCAAAGAGAUCGAGAGCAAGAACGAAGCCGGAGAGGAGAUUCUGAUCACCGUUCUAAAUGCAAUGAACGAAGAAGCCGCCAUCGGCAUCAAAGCCUUGGGUAAAUGAGCCACUGCAGGGGCGAACGAGAUGCACUGGACCUGGGGAAAAGGAGGGGACAUUGCCUCGUCAAUGCUACUCUCCCUCUUUUCUUUCUUUUUCGUCUCUUUGGUUUUCAUACUCUCUUUUCUCCCCUGCUCUGUUCUCCAACCUUCCUACCUUUGGCUUCAAUUAGAGAUGAACUUGAAUAAAUAAUUGGAAAUUUGAAUUGUAAAAAACAAAAUAUUGUACAUUCACACAUGAUUAAACCACACAUCCAAGACCAGAUGUACAGAUGUAAAGACGUGUCGAGGAAGGUUCUCCAACUAAUAACUCUCGAGGUCUGCAAACACUGAGUAACUACCUUCCACCAGGGGAAAGAAAAACGUUGAUAACGUCAAAGCGGUUUUGUUAUAUACGUUCCCCUGUUUUAUCAAGGGCUUCAACUCUAGACCUGCAUUGUUCUGUUGAGGCUUGUUCAGUGCGUGUGUCGUACAGGACCGGACACAUGACUCGGUGUGGUCUCUUCUGUACGGCACUUUUCUUUCAGCGAUUCAUUUGAACAAGUCCGUCCUUCUGCUGUUGAUUUCAUCACCUGAAACUUGUCUAUUAAACAAAAGGUUACCAACAUGGCACACCGAGGUUCUUCUUUUUGUCUCACGAGAAAACAAACCCUGCUCUGAGAAUUAAGAGAUUCUCAAACCUAAAUUCAUUGGCUUCUUAAAAAAAGAUCCUCAGAGCGAGCCGUCACACAGCUGCUUGGAGGAAACGACUUAAGGAGGUUAAGUUGUGGCAGUUUGGUUUCCUUCACUUGGGUUUAUACCAGAAUGUCUCCAUGACCACACAAAAAUAAAGAGGACAUAAACUGUU
Molecule: messenger RNA, 1756 nt
Organism: Paralichthys olivaceus (Japanese flounder)
Lineage: Eukaryota; Metazoa; Chordata; Actinopteri; Pleuronectiformes; Paralichthyidae
Product: eukaryotic translation initiation factor 5A-1
Biological process (GO): translational elongation; positive regulation of translational elongation; positive regulation of translational termination
Molecular function (GO): ribosome binding; RNA binding; translation elongation factor activity
Source: RefSeq, a predicted model, not a curated record